AUGGGAAGCCAGUUGUGUAGAAUUUGCCCAACUCACUUGGCAGGUAUAUUUACAUCGAAUGCACCAUUCGGUUUCCAAAUUCAAUCGUCACUCAGUGACCCACAGAAAUCGCCUUUUCCGACAGAUGAAUUGACGAGUUUGAAAAAUAAGGAUAAAACCAUGGCAUUAGCACUUGAGUAUUUGCACGAUGAUCAACAAUUUGCAUCUGUUUGGCAAUCUGAUAGUAUUCAUCCUGAAACACGCCGUUGGAUGAGGAAAUUGAUACAAAUACAAACAAUCAAUGCUGUUUUCAAUGGUUUCUAUCGAUUAUCCGAUGGGACUAAAGUACGAUUAGAUAUCAAUCGAAUGAAUUGGGCUGCUGAAAAUUCUAAAUUAUAUGAAGGUUAUAAUGAUGAUGAGUAUAGUCCAACACAACAGGAGCAUUUGUAUGAAGAAAUAGCGAAAAUUUACGUUGCCGAUGGAGAUUGUCUUGAUGCAGUUCUGUGUUUAAAAAAAAACCGUUCGAAUUGCAAUCCAGUGGUACUCAACAUGGCUAACGCUUUUACUCCCGGCGGUGGAUGGCGUGAUGGCUCUGGCGCACAAGAGGAAAAUCUUCAUCGCCGUACGAAUUUAUUUCAAUGUCUCGAAGAUUCUUAUAAUCAACUCAGUGACAAACGAAAUUGGAGUUAUCCAAUACCCGAGUUUGGUGGUAUCUAUUCACCCAAUGUCAGCGUUUUCCGUGGUUCAGAAAUCAAUGGUUAUCCGUUCUUCCCUAACGGUCCGGAAUACAUCUCAUUUAUUGCAUGUGCUGCUUACUCUUUUCCAAAUACAAAGAUGAAUGCAUAUGGAGAAUUGGAGCUUUACGGCGAGGAUACAAUCCUCCGAACCAAGAAGAAAAUCGAAACGAUUUUAAAAAUCGCCUUGGAUAAUAAUCAUGAUACUGUGAUUUUAUCAGCAUUUGGAUGUGGUGCUUUUCGAAAUCCACCUAAACAUAUGGCAAAACUGUUCCAAGAAGUGAUCGAUUCAAAAUAUUCGCAUGCAUUCAAGUAUAUCAUCUUUGCAAUUAUUGAAGAUCAUAACUCAGCGAGAAGUCAUAAUCCUGAAGGAAAUAUUGUACCAUUUUCUCGCGUUUUUAACGUACCGGUUUUAACUGUUCCUCAAUUAGAACAACUUAUUUCUUCGCAUUUAACCAGUGCUCUAUAA
Messenger RNA from Adineta ricciae, 1182 nucleotides. The record is from the annotation of a GenBank genome assembly. NCBI's taxonomy places the organism in Eukaryota, Metazoa, Rotifera, Eurotatoria, Adinetida, Adinetidae.